UCUCAAAAACAAAUAGCUACCUCUUAUCACAGGUCUAGGGUUAAUUACCUACUUUUCAAAACAACAAAAAGAGGCUUCUACUUGUUUGUUUAAGGUUAUGUAACUUUGUUUGAAUGCAAAUUGAGGAGAUAAUGUUAUAAUCAUAUUUAGGUACUUUCAUAAUAGUAACAUAAAUUUUAAAACUGAAAUUACACAGAAUCCAUAAUCAUUGUAGAAAAUUUAUAAGAUUAUAUGUAUUACAGAUUCAUUUUGUAACAAUAUGUACAUACAUAUAUGAUUAUCAAAAAUAUAUAUAUGCAUAUAUAAAAGCAGACAAUUAUAAUUGACUUAUCAUUUUAUAAAUAAAACUUGUUAAACUCGAUUACAAUUGGAGAAAGCCACGACUAUCAAUGUUAAGUGAUAAACUUUGAAUAUCUGGAAAAUAAAAUGAGUACUUCAAAUAUAAAUAAUAAACAUAUAUCGACAUUAAAAGAGAAACUCACUCAAGAUCAGCAUCUAAUUAAUCCUUGUUUACAAGAAUAUAACAUCAGUGGGAAAUGCCUAGAAGACAAUAAAUACGAAGCUAAUAAUUGUAUAAUGCAAUUUGAAAAUUACAAGCUCUGUAAGAAAUUUUGGAGAGCGGUAAUGAUCAAUAGGAAGAUUCGAGGUGUAAAACCGUACCUCCCUUUGCCUGAAGAAAGAGAAAAAAUAAAAGAAGAGUACUUACAAUCUCGCAAAAAAUAGUACAGUUUUUUUAUGGAUGAUAGGUUUUGUAUAUAAUUUUAUAGCUACUUUAUAAACGUUAUUUAUAUCUACAAAAUCAUUUUUAUCAUAAUCCUGAAAUAUAUAAGAGAUGUAUUCCUAAAAUAGAUAACUCUUUGUUCAUUUCUAUAAUUACAUGGAUUAUAUGUAAAAGUAAAGUAAAUGCAAAACAGUCUUUUGUGCUUUUAAUUGUAUUAUUAAUGCAUUAAAAAUAUAUAGAUAAAAUGUGUAUAUAA
Molecule: messenger RNA, 977 nt
Organism: Bombus huntii
Lineage: Eukaryota; Metazoa; Arthropoda; Insecta; Hymenoptera; Apidae
Product: coiled-coil-helix-coiled-coil-helix domain-containing protein 7
Exons: 4
Coding region: 427-723 (98 amino acids)
Source: RefSeq, a predicted model, not a curated record